Messenger RNA from Erinaceus europaeus (western European hedgehog), 4323 nucleotides. RefSeq names its product testis and ovary specific TOPAZ 1 (gene TOPAZ1). The record is from RefSeq and is a predicted model, not a curated record. Lineage: Eukaryota; Metazoa; Chordata; Mammalia; Eulipotyphla; Erinaceidae. The transcript has 21 exons. Gene Ontology annotation, biological process: spermatid development; spermatocyte division. Gene Ontology annotation, molecular function: metal ion binding. Bases 13 to 4257 code for a protein of 1414 amino acids.
GGGCUGCUGCGGAUGCCGGGCUGCCGGUGCCCGGGCAGGCGGAUGCGGCGGCCUCCGCUGCCUCGCAGCUCCGUGAGCGGCCUGGGGCGUGAGGGCGAGGGCGACGCGCGCGGCCCACGGAAGCGAGGCCGGCGGCCGGGGCCGGCCGGGGCGUGUGGCGCUGAGGCGGGCGCGCGCGCGGAGGGCGGCCCGAAGCGGAAGAUGGUGGCCCGGGAGCCCGGCCGAGAGGACGCGCCGACUGUCCGGCGGGGCGAGGCGUCGGGGCCCGGGAAGCCGGGGAAGGCGCCCCCCAGGCGGCGGCAGGAGCCCGGGGGCCGGGCGCGCCCUCAGGACCUGCCCGCCGCGGAGCCUCCCUGCUUGCAGCCCGGACGACACAUUAAGGAGAAAAGAAAUGUCGCUGAAGCCCCAAGUGAUGCUCCACAGCCAGGGAUUGACCUGAAAACCCUUGGACCACUUGUGAAAGAAACAAAGAGUACUUCAGAAUCCUUAGAAUGUGAAGGCAUGGAGGCAGAAGAACAUCUAAAUCCCACUGAAAGCUCAGUAACUAAGUCACCUACUGAUUGCCAUCCUACUGAAGAGAGGUCUUUACAGGAAGACUGGAAAAAUGAAUCUGAAGAAUCAAAGUUAAGCUGUCACAGAACAAUACCAAUGACUGGUAAAAGAAUUUGGCCUUGUUACUCAUGUGCUAGAGUAACAGCUGCCCAUUGUUGGAAAAAGGCUUUCAUGUCAGAAUCAAGUUGCUUACUUCCCAAAUCUCCAGAAACUUUGAAUCAAGGUGAUUUUCCUAAAGAGCUGUCAAGUCAAAAUCACUUAACUGACUCCAAAUUAUCAUUACAAAGUUCUGUGAAGGAAACAAACAAUGAAUCCUUAUGUAAAGAAAAAUUGGAUUCUAAUUUAAAUGACUUGUCUUCAGGCUCUGUAGUAGAACCCACAUUAAUGACUCUGAAAGAACCUAUAAACGAUGAUAUAAAAAUAAAGUCAGAAGAAGCCAGCAGAAGUGGAUCAGAGGCAAUUUCUAAUACUACUAAAGAUACUCAACUAACUAAUGUGACUCAAAGCUUAGCAGGAAGUAGAAAGAAAGAUAGAGGGAAUUUGUCAAAACUUAAUUUGACAGUGGCUUCCCAGAAUGGCCAGGAAGCAACUAACUCUACAAACAAAGCCAUUCAUCGAAAAGCUUGCACUGCUAAGCAGACACUGGUGGUUCCAGACUUGGUUAAAAUAUUGAACACAGGACGGCUGACUAAUUUUAAAAUUCCUUUACUUAAGAAUAAAACAGAAAAAAGAAAAGAAGUAAAUACCAAGUCAUCAGAAAGAGAAGCAUAUAGUCCCCUAGAGCUUCUUGACAAUUUAUCUGCAGCAGAAGCAAGACAGAAUAGGAAUAAAGAAAACAUCUGCACAGUAACUUCAGCAACUCAGUCUUUGAGCAUACAAAAUAGUAUAACUCCAGUGCAAGCUAGUCUUGAUUCAUACUACAGAAAGAAUUCUUGUAUUUCUCCAAGCUUUUUAAAGCAAGGUAAUGAUUAUAAGCCAUCUAACCACAUCUUUGAACCAAGCAGUAUUAUUUCUCAUAAGGAGCCUAUUUCUUUUACAAUUAAAAAUACUUUCUCUUAUGAUUCUGGGUAUGUAAAGAAAAGUUCUUCCUUCUGCUCUAAUGAACAAGCAACAUUUGAAUCACUUUCAUCGGAAGUUAGUGGGAGAAAAAUGACUAAGAACUUUUCAGAAAUUAAAGGGGGGUUUCCAGAUAUUCUUAAAGCAUAUGAAGAUGAUGUCCUCUUAAUUGAUGUAAUUCAAGAUGACCCAGAUCUCUUUGGAGUAUCUAAUGAAGGGGAGCUCUCAGUUACUUCAGAGAUACCCAUGAUACUCCAGGAAACUAGUGUUACUGAAGAACAGUUGCCACACUCCAAUCAUGUGGAACUUCCAGAAAAAAAAGAAACAAGUGACAGCUUGAGAGAACUCCCUAUAUUGGAUCCUGGAUCGAUCAAGCCAGAAGUCUGUGCUUCCUUAUCAGACGCAAAAGAGACAAAACAUGAUUUCCAAGGAGCAGACUUAGGAGAAGUUACUAAUGAGACUUCUGAAAAGGAAAUGCUGGGAGACUUCAGUAAACACAUCAAAAACUCCGGCUUGGAUGAGAAGUGCAAACUUUUAGACAAGGUGACUAUUAAAGAAGAAAAGGAAAAUACUGAUGAAUUUAGCAGAAGCAAAGGUUCUAAAAAUGCAGAGAUUCUGGUUGGUGAAUAUCAGAUAGCAGCGCUGGGCCCCAAACCUUUGUGCUUGUCAGUGUCACCUUUGAACCUAAGUGCUCAUCAAGAAGACACGUGGCUGAAGCCCUGGAUGAAUGAUUACAGAUAUCCAGGAAGCCAGUCUGUCCUCAAGCUGCAGAAUCCUGAAGCUGGUGAAAUAUUUAAGAGGGGGAAAAAUGCAUCGGUGUUCCAGAAGCCCCUCGGUUUGCUGAUACCUCACAGAUACUGCAGAUUUCAUUUUAAUACAUUACGUGGCUGUGAGCGAUCACAGUGCAAGUUUGCUCAUGUGCCUGAGCAAGGGGAUGAGAAGGUUUGCAUGGAUGUGCUUAAGAAAUAUAUAAGUAUCGAUGAGAUGUGCUUGCUACAACGUGCAGUAAACAUGUUCAUGGAGUAUUAUAGAAAGUUUCCUCCAGGUAUACACUUUGAUUUACAAGUGCUAAAUGACCUUCUAAGUUCUUUACUUAAACACUAUUUGUUGAAGGAAGUAUUUCAAGUAGUGAACCUCAGCAUGAUGGCUAAAAUGCUGCCUAAUCUGAAAACAUUACUAAGAAUAUUUGAACAUGUGGCGACUAUAAAGUUAAGGAAUGCCGUGCCUGCUCUACUUGAUCUCUUUUGUAAGCUUGUUGAAGCUGGAAUGGUGCUUGACUCAGAACACUUUAACUAUAUUCUUAAGCUCUUAUACCAAGUACAGGCUUCCAGUGAAGAAAUAGCCACAGUUCUGGAAAUGAAAUCCAGGUUACAGAUGAGACAAUUUAAAGACAGCUGGAAAUCUGAUUUAGAAUCAGCCUUCAGUGAAGUAGAGCAUUGUAAAGAAAAAGGUGAAUGGACCAAGUUGGGAAAUUUAUACAUUAGUGUAAAAAUGGGCUGUGAAAACUUUACAGAUUUCCAGAGAUUUUGUGCUUGUGUUGCUGAAACAUUAACAAAAGACUGUAAAGAAGACAGACCAGGUGUUCCUUUUUGUGAAUUUGCUGAAACAGUUAGCAGAGAUCCACUGAACAGUGAAGUGGAUAAGACUCUGCUGGGAAGGAUUGGGAUCAGUGCGAUCUACUUCUACCACAAGUUGUUGCAGUGGCCCAAGGGAAGGAAGGUCUUAGAUACAUUAUAUGAAUUAAAAAUACACUUCACGAACUUAAAAGGACUUACAGGACCUGAGAAGACAGCAGCAAAAUGUCAAAUUGUGAACGUUGCAGCAGAAAUUUUCCUUAAGAGUGGAAGCCUCGAUGGUGCCAUCUGGGUGUUGAGAGAGUCAGAAUGGGUAAUCAAUUCACCGCUGUGGCCUUGUGACAGACUGGAUGUACUCAACCGGCAUAAUCUGCUGUGUACAAUUGCGCACGAGGUCUUAGCCAAGAGUCUCUAUAGACAAACAUUUGAAGUUUUGCAGAAUCUACCAGGUUUUCAGAAUUCUCAAGAAACCGUGGCUGUCUCACAGUACAGCCUCCUUUUUAACAAGCUUCUAGAUGCGUGUUUAGAGAGCAGCAGUCUUAGUAUGUCAUCCUCCGUGGCAGAAUUUAUGGUUUCAAAGAACAUCCCUAUUGAAUUUUCCUUCCUCAGAAGACUGAUUACUUGUUUAGGAAGGAGCUGUUUGUGGCUGAAAGCCAGAGCCCACUAUAAAAGUGCCCUUUCAUUAGGCUGCUACCCACCACUGGAGGGAAAUUUAUACCGAAAACUUCUUCUGGUUCCAUCUUACUUGUCUGAGAUUGAAAUGCUUUUAGCCAUUGAAAUCUUCCUGGUAUCUAAUGCUAGCAGUAUUCAGAGUCCUGGGAAUUCUACACAGUCACUGCAGAUAGUUUUGAAAAGGUGUGAAGAGAACAAAGCUCGGAGCAAGGACGAGUACCAAGCAGCGGUGGAGAGACUAGUUAUGGCCGUGCACAUCUCGGACCCAAAGCUCUUCAUUAAGCACCUGGCUGUCAAUGUCAACAAGGAGCAGGUUUACAGUUUGGAGCACUGUUCCGCCCUGAAGUGGCUGAAAGAGAAUAUGAAGUGGGCUGGAAAGGUUUGGCUCUUCAAUAACCAUUAGUUAGUACAAGGUUUUCUUUUUUAAGUUCAAGAAAUCACUGUUGGAAAUAAAAGGAAAUAGAUGGUU